AUGAACACCACAACACUUCGCACCCUUACGCGUCCUCAGAUCCAGAAGCUGGCUCGAAGGGAGGGAGUCAGGGCUAACGUGAAGACAGAGACAAUUAUUCGCCAGUUGUGCGCGAAGUACCCGAGUGGCGUGCCACCGCUCGAGGAAGAGAAGCGCGAGAGACGCAGAUCCUCGCGCACCUUGAAGACGGAGGUAAAGAAAGAAGAGGAGACGGGUGCGAUUAGCAGCAUAUCAACAGCACUAUCCCGCAAUUCGAGAGGAAAGGGAAAAGCUGUUGACAGGCCGAGCGCAUCGGUCAGUCGUGUGGGGCACCCACAAACGCGAGAACGCCCAGCGGAAGCGAUGUUGGAGCAGCCUGUGGCGGGACCCAGCACCCUAUAUGGUCAGCGCGUAGCACCAGGCACCCCAACAACUUACGUGCCGGUGCAAAGGGAGUUGUCGCGUGGAGCAACAUCGACUGAUAUUAAAACAGAAGAGCAAUCGAUGCACUUGAGCGCAGUAGCUACCCCACCGCAGCCUGUACAUGCCGGGUCCCAGGUUGUGUUUGAGGCACAAACACAACCAGAAUCCAGGCCCAUACAGGGCGGCCUGGCAGCGGAGACGGAUGCUCCACCACGCCAUGCUCUCCCCGUCGAACCGAUAGUGGGGGCAAGCCAUAAAGGAGUCCGUGUGAUCCUUCGUGAGCUGGCAACCAUGGUCAACACAGAGGUUGACUUCAAGGAUCAGCUGGCGGAGAUGGAGAUGCUUGUUGACGACAUGGACAAGCAGCUCAAGUGGGCAGAUGAGGAGUUGGAGGCGAUGCAAAACAAGCGUAAGCUUGUUGAGCGAUUGUACCUGGGGCGACUCAAAGAAGACCACACCCUGUGGGACGGGUCGCACGCAUGGCGCAAGGAGAAUGUCUACUCCUUGUACGGGGACGAUGUGUGCGGCAUCCGCGUUGCGCCGUUGAAGACACUAGGCGGGGUGCCUGUAAAAGCUGACAAGGGGAAGAAAAGGGCAAGGGAGGAGGAUGAGCCACGUCGUGAACAUGAGCGAGAGUCGAGACAGCUGGGUGGGAUGAACGUGCCUCCAAAUGGGGCGUUAUCCUUCCUCCCGACACCCGGGGGAUCUGCUGCACCGGACACGCCCACAUGGACCACGCUGCCGCAAACUCCUCCGCAAAAGCGCAGAAGGGUUGCUCCCGUCUGA
Fibroporia radiculosa is the source of this 1188-nucleotide messenger RNA. RefSeq lists its product as uncharacterized. Bases 1 to 1188 code for a protein of 395 amino acids. The transcript has 7 exons. Lineage: Eukaryota; Fungi; Basidiomycota; Agaricomycetes; Polyporales; Fibroporiaceae. The record is from RefSeq and is a predicted model, not a curated record.